AUGGAUCACUCACGCGACCCCUGCCCCUGGGUAGCCCUCAGCGACUUUGGCGGCGCCUUCUGUAUGGGCGCCAUCGGUGGCUCCGUCUGGCACGGCAUCAAGGGAUUCCGCAACAGUCCCUACGGCGAGCGCCGGGUAGGCGCCCUUACAGCCAUCAAGGCACGCGCACCCGUGCUGGGCGGGAAUUUCGGUGUGUGGGGAGGCUUGUUCUCGACGUUCGACUGUGCGAUCAAGGGCAUCCGCAAGAAGGAGGACCCGUACAAUGCUAUCAUUGCCGGUUUCUUUACUGGUGGUGCGCUAGCUGUCCGUGGCGGCGUUAAGGCUGCUCGGAACUCUGCGAUUAUGUGUGCUGUUUUCUUGGGUGUGAUCGAGGGCGUGGGCAUUGGGUUCCAGCGUCUUAUGGCUGAUAAUACCAAGCUUGAGCUUCCUCCAGUGCCUCAAACAGAGGGCGCGGCUCUUGCUUAA
Penicillium chermesinum is the source of this 465-nucleotide messenger RNA. RefSeq lists its product as uncharacterized. Bases 1 to 465 code for a protein of 154 amino acids. The record is from RefSeq and is a predicted model, not a curated record. Gene Ontology annotation, cellular component: mitochondrial inner membrane; TIM23 mitochondrial import inner membrane translocase complex. NCBI's taxonomy places the organism in Eukaryota, Fungi, Ascomycota, Eurotiomycetes, Eurotiales, Aspergillaceae. Gene Ontology annotation, molecular function: transmembrane protein transporter activity. The transcript is spliced from 2 exons. Gene Ontology annotation, biological process: protein import into mitochondrial matrix.